AAAUAAUUAAUUUAUGAUGGGUUCAACUGAGUGGGGUUAUCACCAGAGCUUUGGAAGGUACAAAGCGGAAGGGGAAGAUUCUGAGGACUUAUGAAUGGAUUUUGAGGGCUGUGAUGGAAAAAAAUGAGAUAAAUGGAUAGCAACAGUCUCAGUGUUACUGGCGAUCUGAGUUUUACUUCAGAUUGUGUUGGUAAUAAGCACGUACAAAUUUUUCAGAGCUUUAAAGAUAAAGAAAAAGCUCCUGACUAUUUCUUCGGUGUUCUUGAACCUCACUGUGUUUACAAGAAUUUUAUAUUAUACACAUGAGAUUUUCUCCAAAAGAAGAAAUUGAAAUGCAGUCCCACAUCAAUGACUGAACGGAAUAACCACAAACUUCUCCAUCUACUGCUUACUAGUAUCCUUCUCCUUUGGAAUUCUAAAUUGGCUGAACCAAAUCAGGGAGAUAAAAAAAUACACCCAAACCACUAAAAAUCACCUAUCAAACUGUCUAAAACUCACCAUCAUCCUAAUAAUCCUAAUAUUCAUCAGCUUGUUCACCUUAACUGCAUUAUUCUCUUGCUACUCUCCCCAAGGCAUCAACAACAGCACAAUAGACACAUCCACCCAAUUCGUGAUCAUUAUCUGCUUCUUCCUAAUCGGUGUGAUCUACCCUACAGCUGGUUACUACUUUUACAAGCAACUGAAGGUUUUCUGAAUGCAGAAGGCACUUGAGAUGAAAAGACAGAUUCUACUGCCAACUAACCUUGUAGUAGUUUCAGUGCUUAUAAGAGCUACUUACAAUACUUUUUCAUAUAGAUUUAAAUUGGAAAAAUAUUUUGAGCAAAAAGGAAUCUGAUGAAAUAAUACUAAAUUUCCUAUCCUUAUUGGUCUUUACUUCGUCGUCACUGAUUUCCUCCCUAUUAUCUCACAAAUUAUAUUGAUGAGCAUAUUAUCAAAGAACUUAAAGCUUUCUACCGAGGCUUCUCCUCACUCUGAAGCAGAUACACUCACCAGAAGUCUCGUACAAGAAAAUGACACUUUCACUGACUCUAGUAUCUUAAUGAACGAUAGCCAUCCCAGUAGUGAACUAUACUUCGAAGGAGACAGAUCAGAUUUCUACACAGAUGAGUCCCUCAGACGCCAGGAAGGAAUCCCAUAAUCAGCUAAACCACAGUUUUUCCU
Molecule: messenger RNA, 1161 nt
Organism: Moneuplotes crassus
Lineage: Eukaryota; Ciliophora; Spirotrichea; Euplotida; Euplotidae
Source: the annotation of a GenBank genome assembly